Messenger RNA from Perkinsus marinus ATCC 50983, 1686 nucleotides. RefSeq lists its product as hypothetical. The transcript is spliced from 12 exons. Gene Ontology annotation, molecular function: protein binding. Bases 1 to 1686 code for a protein of 561 amino acids. The record is from RefSeq and is a predicted model, not a curated record. Lineage: Eukaryota; Perkinsozoa; Perkinsida; Perkinsidae.
AUGGCUUUGAAGGAUGGUGAUGCUGCUGAGGAGUGGGAGCCACGAUGGGAUGAAGAGGAGGAAGAUGAUGAUGAUAGCGAAUUGAGCUGUUGUGAAUCUUUCCCGAGUGACGAUGUGGCCUACGAUAGCGAUUUUGGGUCUGCGGAAUCGGAAACGGCAGCGCCCUCGACGCCUGAAAGAGACAUAACUGGGGCCGAGGUUCAAUGGGCGUUAAGGAGGCAUCCAGGCAAUAGGGCUGCUACCGACCCUCAGGGUAUACCAUGGGAGAGGUUUGCGAUAAAUCGGUUCGACUAUCGCGAGCGUCGAGUACAAGAUUUCUCAAACUAUAAUAAUGUGACAUGGAACGAUGCUUUAGAGAAGAGGAGGAAGCAUGCCAUAACGGAGAUGGAACGUGUGGACCUGUGUUAUUAUCGUUUCUGUCGAAGCUACCGUGGUGAGCCCUCCGUGUGGAGACUCAAUCCCACGGUUGAUCAUUUCCAACUACGUCACCUCACAGUGCCGACUGCCAACAAUGUUGUUUAUGUUGUGUGUAACUCUACGUUGUAUCGUUUUGAUACUCUGACGGGCGCCGCUGAGACGAUACAUUCCCAGCCGGUUCACACUCUGUCGAGUAUUGAUGUUAAUCGGGGCUUUGCGGUUUCGGGAGGAUUCGACUCGACAGUGAUCGUAUCGAGAACACAUGAUGCUGGAGAGGUGCUGAGAGCGCGUAUGAGCGACGCGAAUAAUAACAUUACUAACUACUCUUUGAUUCUCCCGACUAACGGGUAUUUUUCUCCGGAAGUGUCCAAGGAUGAGAAGCCUCUCCAACGGCGGAUAUUUGGUGGUACUUCGGUGGAUGGGGAACCUUCGAUCGGCUGUGGGGAAGGAGGUUAUGGCUUUGAUGAUGUAUUCAUGACGCCACUGGGAGAGGAGGAGGAGGAGCAUGUUGGAAGUAGCGAGAGGAGGUACCCAAGGAUGGACCUGGACGGCACUAUCUUUGAAGAACACUUGUUGAGAAAGUUCUCAAAUAGUGUUUACAACCAAUUCCUCGAUAGUCAGGAGUUCUACAGGAUGGGCUGUGAUCCCCUGCAUCUGAUAGUUGCCAACAACGACCGAGUCCUGCGCGAUAUCGACGUCACACAAGGAGGAGCUGUCGUCUCUGAGGCCACGUACUCCUGGUCGGUGAAUCACGUCUCUGUGAACCCUCGAGACUCCCGCGUGUUGUGCGCCUCGGGAGACGACAAGGCUGUUAUAAUAUCGGACCGUCGGAAUUCGUCUAAGUUGCAGAGAGCGAUGGUGUUGAAGGGCCAUCUGGACUACGGCUUUUGUUCUACAUGGCAUCCAGAUGGCAAUCUAUUGGCCACUGGAAAUCAGGACGGCACUUGUCGUGUAUGGGACAUACGCAAUCUGAAGCAGGAGCAACCACUGCGGUCGUUGGGUACGGUAUUGGGGGCGGUCAGGACCUGCCAUUUCUCUAGAGAUGGGAAGUUUCUGGCUUUUGCUGAGCCGGCUGAUUUGGUGCAUGUAGUGGACACCCAGUCGGACUUUACGUGCGAGCAGGUGGUUGACAUAUUUGGCAACGUAGCGGGUUUGGGCUUCAGCCCGGAUUCGAGCAGAUUGUUCAUCUCCGUCAGCGAUUCCCUUUUUGGGUGUUUGAUGCAGUUGAAUCGAGAUGUGGUGACGAGCCCUGAAAGCCUGAGUUUUUGA